AUGUCUCGCCGAUCAAAUCGAAGUAUCGCUAAAACAGGGAGUGACUCGUUGCCGGCUUUUCAAACCGAGAAGAAAUUCGAGCGGAAUGGUGAAUACACAAAUCCACACAGCGCCUUGCAUACCCAAUCAGAACAUUCGACUGGCAGUACGUCUGGUGUUGCAAGUACCGAUGUAUGCGGAGGAAAUGCAAACGAGCAGGCUGCCCUCGGCGACGAUGAAGAGAAGGCAGAUAGCGAGGAGGAAGCUGCAAUUGCCCCGUCUGAUCUAGCCAUCUACGAUCAGGCGGGGCGUACUUCCCUACCAGCUAACACACCUAUACACGCAAUCGAAUCUGUGGCGCUGCCAAAUGAACAUGAUCAAAUGUCUGACGAUGAAAUCUACAACGCAGUUGAUCUCAUAAGUGAAUCGGAUGACGACAACACUGAAAGACAAGAAGAAGACAUGAUCCUCGAUGACUUUACCCAUGGGUUUCUCGAGCCAUUUUCUGACGAUUUUAUUGAUGAAAACCUUGACUCGACCCUUUCGCAAGACUUCUCAUCAUUCGAUGGGCCGAUGAUAGACCCUAACAAUGAUUUUUCCGCUUCAGCGGGAUUGAGCUUGGAUCAUGUAUAUUCGCCUUCGCCUUUUCAAUCACUACCUGUGACUCCUACAUCACGGAAGGUACGGUUUGAUGACCCCAACACAUCGCUCACGGACCCUGCAACAAAUCAAGAGCACGGUCUUGCUCAUUACGCAAGUAAUUUAGAGAGCGAAGACAUUGAAGACAGCUCUGGCGUAGGCAUGAGUGGAUACGAAACCGAGGGCGAGACUACUGACGACGAAAGCAUCCCUCAUUUCGUGACCAAAUCGCCCCGGGCCCUCCUCCACCAGCCUUCCUGGAAUGAGGAACGUUUGUCGUCACCAAUUUCUCAAAGACGCCGUAAACGACGUUCCGGCCCCAAGCUUGGAACCUUCACGGUUGAUCCUAACAGGUUUUUGGGGCAAAGUAACGAGCAUGAUGAGUUUGUUCUCCUCAUGCCUGACAGGCAGACAGAUCAAUCAAAGGUGCCCAAUGACAACCCUAAGUUUCAAAAUGUUGAAGGAGCACGAAUCUGUCCUCCUCACCUUCAACCCAUUCCAGUUGAGACUCAGCCUGCCCCCGCGGGUUAUGUUGAACUUCCUGGCGCAACCAGUAGCGCAAGCACUGACGGAUUCAUGGCGCAUAUACUGGAGAGUACGGGAAAUAGCGACCACCCAACUCCUAGACCUUUUGACGCGAUGUCGGCGGAUUUCAUUGCGACAAGCGACCUCGACGAGAUAGAGUUUGCAACAAAUGCCAUGGCAACGAGCGAUCAAGAAUCUGAUGACAUUGGGGGAAUGGAUAUCGCCAACCUCCUGGAACUUACCAAUGAUUCCUCGGAGUCAGGCGGCGAGGCGGAGUGUCUUAAGCUUCGCGACAGCACAAUGGAUGACAACGAUACCGGAGGCAACGGUCUGCCAAAGUACAAAUUGGAACCUCUGAUGACUCCGGGUCCUUCACAACCUCGACGAUCACCUCUCGGUGGAUUAGCGCUGACAAUACCUGACACAGGGCAAAGCAGUGGAUCAGGGAGUAGGAAGCGAACUCUGAGUGAUUCCCUACAUACUACUCCUCGGCAUGCUGUACGAGUAUGUCGGUGA
Bacidia gigantensis is the source of this 1659-nucleotide messenger RNA. RefSeq lists its product as uncharacterized. The transcript is spliced from 2 exons. Lineage: Eukaryota; Fungi; Ascomycota; Lecanoromycetes; Lecanorales; Ramalinaceae. The coding region runs from base 1 to 1659 and encodes 552 amino acids. The record is from RefSeq and is a predicted model, not a curated record.